Molecule: messenger RNA, 2680 nt
Organism: Cyprinus carpio (common carp)
Lineage: Eukaryota; Metazoa; Chordata; Actinopteri; Cypriniformes; Cyprinidae
Gene: acanb
Product: aggrecan core protein-like
Exons: 12
Coding region: 134-2653 (839 amino acids)
Source: RefSeq, a predicted model, not a curated record
CUGACUCACACAGGGAAGGCAAGCAGUCUAAAAAACACAGGAUUUGAGAAAUUUCCCAGCCAACAGAUGUAAUGCAAGACACAAGGACAUUACAAAAAGCAAACAAGAAGAGACACGACUAGUUUGGUGAAACAUGUCUUUGAUUUGGCUCCUGUUAUAUGCAUACAUCCAUGUCAUUUCUGGCAUGAUCUCAUUUGGGGACAUGGCUGAUCAGGACAGCCCUAUUAGUGUGAGUAUCCCUGUGGAACCACCACUGCGUCCCCUAUUGGGGGGAAGCAUGAUUAUACCUUGCUACUUCCAGGACAACACUGUCCAGGACCCUGGCGCACCAACCACUGCCCCACUGCCCCACCGUAUUAAGUGGAGCUACAUCAACAAGGGCAGAAUAUCUAUUAUUCUCAUUGCUAGUGGGGGCGUGGUGCAGGUUGAGACAGACUACGUGGACAGGGUUCAUUUGGUAAACUACCCCGUGGUGCCAACUGACGCCACCAUUGAGAUCUCAGAACUCCACUCCAAUGACUCCGGCACCUACCGCUGUGAGGUCAUGCAGGGGUUAGAAGAUAACUAUGAUUCUGUUGAAAUGCAAGUCCAAGGCAUUGUGUUUCACUACCGAGCAAUAUCUACCCGAUAUACCUUGACAUUUGAGAUGGCAAAGGCAGCCUGCAUCCAGAACAGUGCUGUUAUUGCAACACCCGCACAACUGCAAGCUGCCUAUGAUGAUGGAUACCAUCAAUGUGAUGCUGGUUGGCUUUCAGACCAAACUGUGAGGUAUCCCAUUCAUGAGCCAAGGGAGCCUUGCUAUGGAGACAAAGAAAAUUUCCCAGGGGUACGAACAUAUGGAGUCAGAGACAUCAAUGAGACCUAUGACGUGUACUGUUUUGCAGAGAAAAUGUCAGGCAGUGUGUUCUACUCUAUGUCUGUGGAGAAGUUCACUUUUGCAGAGGCUGAAGACCAGUGUGCAAAACUGGGAGCCCAACUGGCCACCACAGGGCAACUCUACCUAGCAUGGAAGGCUGGUAUGGAUGUGUGCAAUGCUGGCUGGCUAGCAGACAGGAGUGUGAGGUAUCCCAUUAACAUAGCUCGACCCCAGUGUGGUGGGGGGCUUUUGGGAGUGCGAACGGUUUACCUGUUUCCAAAUCAGACUGGUUAUCCACACCCAGACUCCCGCUAUGAUGCAAUCUGUUAUGCAGAAAAAGAAGAUAAGGUUUUAACAAAGACCUCACCAUUUCCUAAAAUAUACACUACUACGGAUUCCAUGUUCAGUGUGGCUACAUUCACCUCAAGCCCUUCAGACUAUACUGAAGAGGUGACCACAGAAGGGGAGGUCCGUGGCCAGCUAGUGACAGAUGAGCCUCUUAACACCACAAGCAUAGAAAGUCCUUCACCUUUACCUCCCAACAUAACUGAGGUUGAGGAAGACAUUAUUAAUGUGGCCACAGCUCUGCCUUACUUGGGAUAUGAGAUUCCCAUGGACAAUGUCACUGCUGAAACUAAGGGAGUGGUAUUCCACUAUCGCGCUGACUCCAGACGCUAUGCUUACACCUUUGAGGAAGCACAAGUGGCAUGUCAGAAGCUGGGAGCAGUCAUAGCCACCCCUGAGCUUCUUCAGGUGGCUUAUGAAGCUGGCCUUCAUCAAUGCAGUGCAGGUUGGCUACAGGACCAGACCGUCAGAUAUCCAAUUGUGCAUCCUCAAAACAAGUGCUCUGGAGAUCAGAAGGACCUCCCUGGCAUACGCUCUUACAAUGUUAGGCCUGCACAUGAGCGGUACGAUGUGUACUGUUAUGUGGACCAGCUAAAGGGAGAGAUCUUCCAUGUGAGCUCAUUAGCAGGCUUCACCUACUAUGAAGCUGUUGCCCAUUGCAGAAAAAGGGGUUCUACUCUUGCUUCAACUGGAGAACUGUACGCUUCAUGGAAUCAGGGUUUCCACAAGUGCAGUCCAGGUUGGCUGUCUGAUCGCAGUGUCCGCUAUCCUGUCCGCAACCCAGGCUUUGAUUGUGGUGAAAACAAGACAGGAGUGCACACUAUUUAUGCUCAACCAAACCAAACAGGCUUCCCAAACCCAUACUCCAGAUAUGAUGCAUAUUGCAUCAGAGCAAAUCUGUCUAUGCUGCUUGAUGAAGAUAUGUUGAACACUACAAAGAUGGGGAAGGAUCUUAACAUGACAGACAUAACAGAGCUGCUGAGACCUGUUCUUCCAAUUGUCCCUCCCUUGCUUGUGGACCUGUCUGGAUCUGGAUCUGGAUCGGGCUCAGGUUCAGCAUCAGCAUCAGGUGAUCCUGAUUCCAGUUCUGGGUACAUGUCAGGGAGUGGCAUACCCAGUGGGAGCAUAUCCGGUUCUGGCGAAAGUGGUGAUGGAUCAGGCCUUGUGAAGUACCAAGAAGGUGCAGAUACACUCAUGUGGAAGACUUCUGCCUCGGGCAGCACUUUGGAGGCAAGAGAAGGUAGUGGCAGUGGCAGUGGCAGUGGUGUUAUCAUUGCUUCAGUAUCAUCAGGGGAUCAAGAAUCUGGAGAGGAAUCUGGACUCUUUUAUGAACAAAGUGGAGCUAGAGGCCUUCCAUCGGGACUUGGCAGUGGAUCUAGUGGUUCAGGAACAAGUGGAUUCUUCAGUGGUGAGGAAUCAAGCCUUCCAUCGGGACUUGGCAGUGGAGUCUAGUGGUUCAGGAACACAGUGGAUUCUUCA